AUGGCCGAGCUGAGCCCCCAUCAUAAUGUGGUGAUCAACGACCAGUCGGCGGACGACUCAAAGUCCGCCGGCGUAAAUGCACACCAAGACAACAAGUCCGCCGUCGCUGGCCACCAACCCGACUCUACUCAGUACCAACUCCCACCACCGCACGACUCCGACACGCCCUCAGUAGCCCCCAACUCGUCCCAGGAUCAUGUCCAUCUUAACGGCACAAUCAAUAGAGAAAUCGACAAUGCAACACCCGACCACCAAGGCUCCGACACAGACUCCAGCCGGCCAGACGCUUCCAAGCUCGCUCGUUCUAGUUCAGUCAAGAAGCCUCUGUCUUUCAAGCCUGUUUCUAUCACAAAGUCCUUCCUGGCAAAGACGGCUACAACUCCUGGAAAUACCCCUCCUCCUGUCAAAGUUGCCGAAAAGCGUGCGCCGACCAUACUCCUCUGUCACAACUUCAUGCUGACACUUUCNAAAGCAUCCCCUCAAAUGGCCACACUACAACUCAACGCAAAGCCUCGUCUGAUUGCGAAAACCGGUACCAGCGGACUGCGUGAUGUUCCCCGUGCUCGCUCAGGCGAUGGCACGAGCACACCGAAUGGUAGGACUGUGUGGAACAAGAACCAGCGUCAGUACUACCCGCGCAACUACGUCGUGUCGCAUACUGACCACAGAUCAGCCGCACCGCCUGCCCCAGCCAAGCACUACACGGACGAAGAACUUAAACAAAAGUACGGAAUUCACCUGGCCACACGUUUGGAAUCUGAGGAAGCGACCGAGCAGAAGGCAAAAUGGGCGGACAUUGACGAAGACGAGGAAGAGUGGACUCCCGAGACGGUCGAAUGGAUGGACGGAACCAAAACCACUAUCAGUCAUGCGGAUACCGCCCCUCCACAACCACAGGAGAAGCCUGCAGAGAAAUCGCAUGAAGAACUGCCUCCGACCGCCACCACUCCUGCUCCAUCUGCUGCUCCUGUCAAGCCCUCUAUGACUGCGCUAAAGCGUUCGAACCUCGCCCCACAAUCGCGCACCAUCCUGAGACCUGGAGCUGCGCAGCAAGCUAAGCAGAUUGGCGCUGAUGGAAAGGCUACUCCCGACAACAAAUCUCCCAUGCUGAAAAACACGGCACCUGCGCCUAUCAAGUCGCCUUGGGCACCUCUACCUCCGGUCGAGAAGGCUUCUCCGAUCACAAUCAAUCCUCCUCCGCCUGCACAGGCUCCUCCUAGGUUCGCACACAGAGACGUCCAUGGAUUCGACGCCUUGACUCAACCAUUACCUACACGCGAGAUGGCUACAGAUACAUUCGACCGUUCAUGGAAGNNGGAAGGUGAGAGAACGCACAGGGAACUCUUCAAUUCGCAGUCAGGGCGUUAUGAGCCAGCCCCUGAACAUCGUAGGGGUUCACGCCAGCAAGACCAAUACCAGAGGCAACCUGCAGUCUUGCAACGACCCACNCCUGGAGCCGGUCCUGCAGAACCCUCGGCUGCUUUCCAAGCUCGUACAAACUCUCAGACAGACGCAAGUCCUUGGGGCCGUAGAAGAGGUUCAAGCAUCAGUGGAAACAUGCUUCGUGACAGACGCAUGUCUAGUUCUAGCAAGGUCUUUGAUCCAGCUGAACCCUCUACCGAAAUGGUACCCGAAGCCAAGGCGGAGUUCCAGCCACCUGCCCAAUCUGCUGAAGCACCGAUACAUCAGACGGACGGUGCUGCACCUAGUGCUUUGUCAAUUGAGGAAGAGCGCGAGAAACAGAAGAAGCUCAUGCAAGAAAAGCGUGAAGCAGCAAUCCGGCGAAGACAAGAGGAAGAAGCACGCGAGGAAGCUGAGAGAAGAGAGAGGAUCAGAAAGAAGAUGGAAGCCCUGGGCAUGCCCCUCGAAAAGACGCCAUCUCAAGACAAGGCCGAGAAAGCCGAGAAGAAGGAGUCUGAGACGCAAAAGCAAGCAGAUGUACCCGAUCCCCCCAUCUCGACUUUGUCACCGGAGAAAGCACUCGUUGCCGAACCAGUUGCGCCGAUCGAACAACUACCGCGUGCAGAAGCGCACGUGUCACCAGUGAAGCAACUCUCACCUCGAAAGGAGAAGACUGUCGAGUCCUCACUUCCAUUUGGUCAGAACCAAUCUUCCAUCACUCGCCCUGCGCACAAGACUCUUUCUUCACCUCAAUUGCCUGGUCUUCAACAACAUUCGCCCAAUGGUCCGACACGCAGUCCGUACCAGCAGUCAUCCUUGCAAGGUAUGAACACGUCAUCCUUCUCGUCGCCUGGCGAUCAGAAGGCGCAACCUGCGCGCUUGCCGUCAAUCUCCAGCGGCGAUUCGUUUACAACCACGCCGUGGGGCAGCGCCAGCAUGACCUCUCAUAACGCACCCGCACUCUGGGGUCCUCCACCUAGCAACAACAGACACAUCGGGAACGGUACCUUCGACGCAGGCUACUCGAGCAUCUCGCCCAGCUCGCGUCCUCAGGCCCAGAAUGCGCCGUUUACUGCUCCCUUCAACCGCCCUUAUCCCUCACGUGUCUCACCAAAGGCCUUUGGUCAGCCAGGAUCUGCGCAGUCUGAUCCCAUGAACCAGCAGUACGGCUCUCUGUCCACUCUUGACUCACGCAUGCCCGAGCCCUCCGGUGCUUCGGCCCUCGCUGGCGCAUCGCCUUUGCCUGAGCCUGCUCGCCUNGGCCUACCCAGCUCCCAUUGCUCCCCCACAAAAGACUGCUCCNNUCGCCAGCAGCCCCUGCGUGAUACUUCGGCAUGGACCAAUUUCUCAAAUAAUGCUCAAGCAGCUAGAGAUGAUGCACAGAUAGCGGCACGCCUUCAAAACGAGAGAACAAAGCCAUCCUCACCUCAGCAAUCUCACCAUGCUCACGCUAACUGGACUGUCACCGAGACGUUCAGACAAACACGAGGCAGUGAGAAUCGUUGGCUCGAAGACGAAACUCCUACUCGCACUGCGGCAAGGGUUCCUGGUCCUCACAGAGCUGGUGCAAUUGGAACUGCACGCUUGGGUCCUCACAGAACUAGCCAAAACGUGCCAGGUCCUCACAGAACGAAUCAAGUUGUGGCAGGACCUCAAUCGCCCAUCGACCAACAGUCGAUGCACCAUCCUCCUCCUGGUAGUGAACAGUUGCAUAUGCCAGGCGAAGGCAUAGUCCGUCUUCCCACAGGUCCCUCAAGCUUCUCGAGAGCUUUCGGCAGCCCUGGCAAUGUUACCACUGGCGUGAGACUGCCUCCUCUCGCUGCGUAUGCCAAUAACAUUCAACCUCCACCUUUGCCUGUGCAGCCUUCUACCCCUGGUGCGGCUCCACAGCAGUCGAGGUUCUUCCCUUUGGCACUCUACGGUGGAUCUNNCCCCCCUCCUGAAGAGGCAGACCACCCAGUCUUUGGCGGUGACCCCAAGCACCCUCACGUCAAUCUACCGACUCCAAAGCCAAAGGUCAAGCUACCACCUGUUGUUGCAACUCGCGAGCAGCCUAGCCCAGUCACCAUGCCUCGAAGCGUGCACUCAUACACCGUCGGUGCAAGACCUCUUGUCCAAACAUCGGACUGGCAAGCCAGGUUUAACGGACUCUUUGGCAAAGCUCAAGUCACGACCACAACUCCUCCUUCACCACCAAAGACGCCUCCGAAGAUGCAAGCUCCCGCUCCUGCCGUCGCAUCCGUCUCUAGGACAAGCUCGGAUUUCGUCAUUGCGCAGAGCGAAACCACUGUGUCCUUGCCGCGAUCGACCUCUCCUCCAUCUACCUAUACCAAGAUUGUGUCCAAGCCAGGUGUUGACGACAUCUUCGAUGGAGAACUUAGUUUCGGCUCCACUCCUAGAGUUUUCUUGCCUCGUGGCGUCACCUAUCCCGACCCUCCUAUCACUGUGUCUAUGCCUACAAGACCAAACUCGAAGUUUCACAAAUUUGGUGAUUCUCAGUCGAAGCGCAUCUACUUUUUCCCUGACAAUGCCAACCACGAUAUUACGGUUCAGAUCAAACUACCAUUGCCUUGGUUUGUUGCCAGACACGUAACUCUGGAAAGCAGAAACAAGGGAGCACCAAGCCAUAGGAACUCCAACAGACCGAACAACAAGAACAAGCGCAAUGCAUUGAAGAAUGUCAACACCGACUUGCCUGACACUGCAACAACUUCUACUACCGGAGCCACCAGCAGCAGGUCCCAAGACACUGCUGUACUGGGUGAGAAAAGUGCGAGAACUCCAUUGGCCGAGAACACCGUUUCAGCCAAUACCAAUACCGAACAUACUGGUCACAAGAAGACCGUCUGGGCCAAGGUGCCCAAAGUGCCUCGUGGUCGUGGACGUGGUGGAUACAGAGCACAAGCCUAA
This is a messenger RNA of Aureobasidium musti, 4311 nucleotides long. NCBI's taxonomy places the organism in Eukaryota, Fungi, Ascomycota, Dothideomycetes, Dothideales, Saccotheciaceae. The record is from the annotation of a GenBank genome assembly.